CCCAGCCCAGCAAAGCAAACUCCUUCUUAUCGGCAAGCCCAAGGCUCCUGCAUUAGUUCCCGGCGCCGAAGCACUUUCCGUCGACAAAUCUGAAUUUCAUCCGUCCUAACAAAACAACAUUUCCCAACCAAUUUCAUCGAUUAGGUCACUCUAUUCGUCUUUAUCCCCCAUAAUUCCCAUCUGCAAACCCUAACUCAUGUCAUAAGUUUUCUAAAUUAGGGUUUUUCUUCCUCUCAACCAUGGCCGAUUGGCAUCAAUUUCUCCAAUCAAUUUUCCUAGGUCUAAUCUUCUCUUACCUUCUAGCCAAACUAAUCUCCAUCGUCGUCGCUUUCAAAGACGACAAUCUCACCAUCACACGGGAGCCGUUAAUUACUCCUCAGUCUUCUACUGUAACCGCCGCUCAGUCGACUCACGAGACCGAGUCACUGAUUGCCGAGCACGGCAGCGUCAGGAAUGAGAGUAUAGCUGGCGGCGACACUGACUAUGACAGUGAUGGUGGUGGCGAUGAUGAGGAUGAUGAUUGGGAAGGUGUUGAGAGUACAUUACUUGAUGAAACGUUUAGUGCAGCUACGGCGUUUGUUGCGGCGGCGGCUGCUGAUCGGCUGUCGCAGAAGGUGUCUACUGAUGUUCAGUUGCAGCUUUAUGGAUUGUAUAAGAUUGCUACUGAAGGACCUUGUAGUGCUCCUCCCCCUUCUGCUCUCAAAAUGAGUGCUCGAGCUAAAUGGCAAGCAUGGCAGAAACUGGGUGCAUUGCCUCCGGAAGAUGCGAUGGAGAAGUACAUUGAUAUUGUUACAGAGUUAUAUCCAUCUUGGCUAUCUGGUUCAGCCAUUAAAAAGAAAGGCGGAGAUGGCGAUGGACCACGUACAGAUGCAAAAGGACCAAUGGGUCCAGUUUUCAGCACUUAUGUUUAUGAGGAGGAAUCUGGAGAAGAGUCGAAAAUGGAAGCCAUCCAUGCCUUUGCUAGAGAGGGAGAUGUGAAGAAUUUACUCAAUUGUAUAGAGAGCGGUGUUUUUGUCAACUUGAAAGAUAGUGAGGGUCGGACUGCUAUGCAUUGGGCUGUAGACCGCGGUCACCUUAAUGCCGUAGAAGCUCUUGUUGGAAUGAACGCUGACGUAAAUGCGAAGGACAAUGAAGGCCAAACUCCAUUGCAUUAUGCUGCUGUUUGUGAUAGAGAAGCGAUUGCUGAAUUACUUGUAAAGCAAAAUGCAGACACAAGUUUGAAGGACAAUGAUGGCAAUUCUGCUUGUGAUCUUUCCGAGUCGGGUUGGCCUUGCUUGCGGCAUGCAGGAACAACUCAUACCGACUAAUAUUUAUGCUCCGUGGUUUCUUUAAUCCCGUCUCUGAAAAUGAAUCUCCAUGAAUGUAUAUUGCCAGAUAUAUGUAACCUUUUUUCAUUUUAACAUUAUAUUAGUGAUAAAUUAAGUUUCAAAUCAUAUUCUCUGCCCGAACCCUUGCAUCGUUACUCUUCCACUUGGUUUUAUAGUUGAUGUGAAGAUAUUGAUGAAGGGCUCACAGGUGCACAGACGAUUUGGUUUUUAUUGCAUGAAUUAUUUUUCUA
Messenger RNA from Mercurialis annua (annual mercury), 1558 nucleotides. RefSeq names its product acyl-CoA-binding domain-containing protein 1-like. The transcript is spliced from 6 exons. The record is from RefSeq and is a predicted model, not a curated record. Lineage: Eukaryota; Viridiplantae; Streptophyta; Magnoliopsida; Malpighiales; Euphorbiaceae. Bases 240 to 1307 code for a protein of 355 amino acids. Gene Ontology annotation, molecular function: fatty-acyl-CoA binding; protein binding.